Messenger RNA from Coregonus clupeaformis (lake whitefish), 5564 nucleotides. RefSeq names its product stereocilin. Gene Ontology annotation, biological process: cell-matrix adhesion. Gene Ontology annotation, cellular component: cell surface; kinocilium; stereocilium tip. NCBI's taxonomy places the organism in Eukaryota, Metazoa, Chordata, Actinopteri, Salmoniformes, Salmonidae. The record is from RefSeq and is a predicted model, not a curated record. The transcript is spliced from 25 exons. Bases 1 to 5466 code for a protein of 1821 amino acids.
AUGGGAGGUCUGAAGACCCUGGGCCUGCUGCCCAGUAGGAGCAUGGGCCUCCCCUCCCUCCAGAAGCCUGUGGACAGGCGCCGUCUGUCAGGCUUCCUCUACAAUAUCUCCAUGUACCUCCAGGAGAUGGGUGCUGAGCUGGAGGAGCGACAGCUUGUCUCUGACGAGGAACAACUGUGGGAGAAGGUCCUGCAGUCCUUUAUCCAGUCAGAGGGGGGUGCUGCGCUGAACCAGUGGGACAGCCGGGUGCCCCCCAGGCCCAGCGUCAGACUCCAGGACUGGUUCCUGUCCCUGAGAGGCAGCCCCCACUGGGAUGGGCUGCUGGGGCUGCUGCAGAGCCUCAUGUCCCUGUCUGAGCGGCAGCCCCACAGGCCCCUGCUGGACUUCCUAUCCCAGAACUGGAGGACAGUGAGUGCCCUGCUGGAGGCGGCCCUGCAGGCGCUGGUCAGCGGGACCUAUGGCCAGGCCAGUGCCGGGGUGCAGGGCUUCAUCUGUGCCCUGAGGGGCCGCAGUGAAUGUGCCUUCAGCGUCAGCUGGCUAACACAGUUCCUCCGCUUCAUGGAGACGCGCAACUGGAAGCCCGUGGUGAACCUGCACCCUGCAGGGAUGGGGGCCGACCAGAGAGGGGGCUCGGCUGCUUUUGGGCGCCUGAAACCAUUCAGCAUGCCCCCCAAGGCCAUGAGAGAGGAGGGGUUGUCUGGGAAUGCCACUCAAGGGGACGUUGAGGACAGAAGGGACAUGGGGGGAGACCUGGACUCCAUUCAGACACUGCUCCUGCAGGCUUUAUUGCGCUCUGAUGGGGGGCAGAGGGCAGGGCAGCUGGCAGAGCAAAACCCUGCCCUGCUGCAGGGAUUGGACGGCCUGAGAAGGGGAUUCUUGCACAGGGUGGGCAGCUCAGUGUAUCUCAACCUGAGGAGAAAGGUGUCCCGCGUUAUCAUGGCACUGCUUGAUGAUGUCAGCAGCGUGGUGGACGUGCCACAGCCCAAACAUAAGGGCAGAUGCUCCGUAGGUGACCUGAGACAGCUAAUCUUAUGGGGGAUCAGACAUAAUGUCACGUGGAAUGCUCAGGCUCUGGGCUUCAGCUCGCAGGGCCCUCCCAGCACCCCUCCCUUCCUCUCCUGCCCCUCCACAGAGGGUGAGAGAGGGGACCCCAGACCCCCACCACGCCCCUCUCGCCCUAAACCAGCCCUGUCACCCCGCAGGGUGCCCAAACAGAAACAACCACCCAGCCCAACCCCAGUACCCCGUCAUUCCCGUCUCCUCAAGCCCCAGUCUGAGGCAGUAGAAGUUGGCCACAGCCACCUGAGAGAGAUGGGGUACUUUGCCUCAGCAGAGAUCCUGGAAGCAGCGUGUAACGCCUCUAUCCCAGGCCUUACAGGGGUGUCCAACUUCACUGUGUUCCUCUACUGUAACCUGUUUGACGGGGACGAUGGGUCUGUGGACCCGGAGGUCGGUCAGAUGGGACCCGACCUACAUGCCACGUGUUCCGACGCCGCCUGGUACCUGUCUGCAGCCGAGGAUGACUUCCUGUGGGUCCACAUCUGCAGCGAGUUCUACGCCCACCAGUUCAACAAAACUGUGUGUGCCAACUCCUCCUUUUGGCUGCAAAGAGCACACCAGGCUGCAGAGACAAAGGACUACCACUACUUCAACCAGUCCAGUAUAGAUGACCUGUGUGUGCAGCUGUCAGUGGAGGUGGUGGAGGGCGGGGGCAGCCAAGAGCCUGACGAAGCCUGCCUGGCCCAGCUGGGCACCAGGUCCCUCAGCGCCCAGGAGUUCAGACGCUGCUUCCUGCCCAACACUUCUGCUCUGGUCUCAGCCCUGUGUGGCAGCGAGUCCCCUGAGGCCCACCCCUCCCACCCAUCCCUUCCGGAGGGCAGCUGGGCUGCAGAGUACUGCUCCAGACUCCACAACUCCUCCCACCCUGAAUCCACAGAAGACACAUGUGACUACAGGAAGUGGAGCCUGCAGCAUUUCACAAACGCCACCCUGCUGGAGCUCUGUGGCAGUACAGAGGGGCUGAGGGAUUAUGUUUGUAGCAACACCACCCUGUACCGCCGGCUACUCCCAGCCUAUCCUCAGCUCUCUGACCUUUGUGUUGACCUGGAUGUAGAACAGGAGGACAGGAAGUGCUUCCUCCAGUGGUUCUUUGACAUGCUCCCGGCACCGUACGACUUUGACACAUCACAGCUGUGUGUGAGUCCUGCUCCGCUGCUAGUGGAGGCGCUGCACAGGCUGAGUGUGUGUGAGGUGGAUGGGGGUGAGCGCGGGGGCUGGGUGGGGGCUGUGGGGUACAUGCUGAGGGUACUGGACUUUGUGGUGGGGCUCUCGGCGGGGCUGGAUGAGGGGGAGGGGGAGGUGAGGCAGGGCCUGGGUCAGGCUAUCCUCCUCUCCAGUCUCCUUGACAAUGCCUCAUUCUGGGCCACUCUGCGUCCCGACGCCUCACUGAGCGUGCUCCAAACCGUGGGCUUGUUCCUGCGCAGGGAGCAGAGCGCAGCUCUCAAAGAGGACCUGCUCAGCUGCUUCAGUCCUGUAUUAUGGGACCUCAUUCAGAGAGAGGACAACUCCUCUGCCCUCAGAGUCCUAAUGCAGGUAUACCUCCAAAUGCCCAGGGAGAGUAUCCGCACACUGGUGAUGUCAGCAGAGAAAGAUGCGGUGAAGAGGUUUCUAACUCACAUGCACCAGAGCUGGGACCAGCUGCACGUAGAGACCGCUCAGAGAGAACUGCAGGCCAUGGAGACCAUGACGUCCGCCUUCAUCCACAAGUUCCCUCGUGUGACCCCUGACCUCUUUGUCGACCUAUCACAGUUCAUCCCUUUCAUGUCCGUCUCUGACAUCAUGAGCUUCCCUGCCUCCCUGAUGGUCAACACCAGUGUGUUGAUGGCCAUCCGUGACCACAGCACAGAGAUGAAGUCUCCACAGAAACAGGCAUUUGUGAAGAGGCUUCUGCAGUCCAGUGUGGUGGGAGAUGUCCCUUCUUGGCCACCGUACUUCCUCAGCUCCAUCCUCCCACUGCUCCCACACCUCCCAGUCAGCCAAUUUCAGCAGCUGACAUCAGAUCAGCUGAGUCCCCUGGUGGAGUUGCUGGGAAACACCAGUCUGGAUGGAACAAGAGGGCGUCAUGUUCUACGGACUCUAUUCAUUAAAAAAAUGAACUUCACCAGUGAUAACAUAUCGAGGCUGGGAGUUCUGGUUUGUUACCUGAACCCAGAGGAACUGCGUCCGUUUCUGCUGGCUUCCCCUGUGUCCUCUGCUCUUUGGCAGCAGCUAGCUCUCUGUGUGUCUGAGGGACACAUCAGUGCUUCAGGCAGGCUGUCCCUCUGGCUGGUCCAGGCGGUGCAGCCUCUGAAUGCCGGCACUCUGCCUCCUCCAGCACUGGCCACCCUCAGGGGCCUACUGCCCCAGCUAGGGGCUUCCUUCCUGCAGUCACUGCCCUCACUACAGCUCUUGGACCUGCUAACACAACCAGGCCUGCCCAGCUUCUCCCCAGCACAGCUCACCAUGGAUACACUGUGCAGGCUGAAGCCCUUACUGCCUGGCCUAUCCCCUGCUGUGCUCAGUGGCAUACACUGGUCUGAGAUCAGUGGAACCGCUCACUGCCAGUGCUGGAGCACUCUACUGACUGACCUGAAGCCUGCCCAUAGAGCCAUGCUCCACAGGGCACUGCAGGAGGCUUUAGCCAUCAACUCAAGGAACUUGACAGAGCAGCUCCAAUGUCUCCUGCCAUUCGUUCCCCUGAGGGAGCUGAUAGAGGUUCUGGAUGGAGAGACAUUCCUGAGAAAUAUGAGCCUGUACAGAGACCUGCCCUGGUCCCCGCAACAGAGGAAAUGCGUUGUAGAGGAGCUGCGGCAAAGACCAGAGGAAGACCUGGACGGUAUAAGCCCCUGGUUUGCUGCAAAAUUACCGGUGAACCUGAUUGAGAACCUAUCUAAUACGUCACUGACAGCCAUCCUGGCUCACAUUCAGCAGCACUUUGUGGACUUCCUCAAGCUGCCCCGUCAUAAGCAGAUGGCCUUAGCAGAAAAGGCCAUCACUGUGCUGGGCACCUCUCAGGGCCUGGCUGAGGGGGAGCUCAGGGGGGCCUCUGUGGACCUCCUGGGGCCCCUGUUGCCCUUCCUGGACAGGGACACCCUGGGGCUGGUGGACAGAGGGGCCCUGGGGCUGCGGCUGGAUGAGCUGAGGGGAUACUGCCUGCCUUGGGACACCCUGAGGGACAUGGCUGCUCUGCUCACUGGGAGAGACCUGCUGGGAGAGUCAUCGGUGUGGACGGUUGGUGAUGUGGAGCUUGUUGGCAGACUGGUGUUCACUCUCUCUCCAAAACAGAUCAACUCCAUCCCACUGGUGGUGCUGAGUGCAGAGACGGUGGAGGAGGUUCUAGCAGGUCAGUGGCGCUGGGAGAACAGUGAUGUGGGUCAGGCCUGUGUGUCCCGGUGUGUGGACCAGCAGGGCCAGCGAGAGAGGAUCCACAGCCUCAUACGGGGGGUCGUCAGAGCACAGAGCAGGAGGAGAAAAGUGCCUGUCCCAAGCUGUGGUGACAUAAGAGGCACCUUCCCCUCAGCAUGGACAGCCAAUCAGCUGAGCCGGAUGGCGGGGGAGGAGUUGGGGCAGUGCGUGGAGGUCAUAGGUCAGGACGCUUCACUGAGCCCUGAGCAGCGCCGAGCACUGUGGGUAAAGCUCAGGCAGGACUACAGUCCAGUUAGAGGCCUGAGGCCAGAGCAGGUCCUGGGGCUGGGCUGUGUGGUCACUGAGCUGGGGGAGAGAGAGCUCCAGGAUACUAACCUGACUGACCUGGGUGUCCUGGCCCACCUGGGGGCUCUGACCAACUGGGGCCCAAAAAAGAUGAGAGCAGCAGUUGUUGGUGUGAUGCGGAAGCGGAAGUGGAAGGUGGAGCAGCUCGGAGCUGUAGAAGUGGCUUCUUUAGGACACCUGCUCUGUGGUUUAACACUGUCAGAGAUCAACCGACUGGACCCCUACAACCUCAGCAUGGCUGCUAUGUUCCUGAGGGAGCUGGCCCUGCCGUGUUCAGAGCAGCAGAUGGAGGCUCUGACAGCCCGUCUCUCCAGUCCUCAGGCCUUUGGCCCCGUCAGUACCUGGGGCCCCGAGGUCUUCACUGAGAUCGGCACACUAGCAGCGGGUCUGGAGGACAUGGUUCUGUCUUCUCUGGUACAGGAGCAGGUGGAGGGGCUCAUCCCCGAAGCUAUCGCCCUGAUUCCCCCCACGAAGAUGGCUGUGGUAUUCAGUGCGGUCCAGCUGUCUUGGCUGAAUGUGGAGCAGGCGUGGGUGGUCACAGAAAAGCAGUGGGCAGAGCUGAACAGUGGGCAGAGACAUGCCCUGGGCCUGGCGCAGUACGAGGGGGACGUCCUGCUAGAGCACAGAGGGAGGAAUGUGGCCCCGGCAGCACGGUCAGCUGACAGCCUCACUGUGUGCUUAUUGUCUCUAUGCUGUAUGUUAUGGCAACUAUUGUAAAACACACAGUAACCCAUUUGUAUUUAUUUGUUCUUUGACCUUCUUUUAUCGAAUUGUAACAUUUGUACUUAAAAAUAAACCUAACAUUUUGAACUGUG